Molecule: messenger RNA, 615 nt
Organism: Striga asiatica
Lineage: Eukaryota; Viridiplantae; Streptophyta; Magnoliopsida; Lamiales; Orobanchaceae
Source: the annotation of a GenBank genome assembly
AUGUGUUGUCUAGACCCACGUCUUCUCCUGGAGCAUAUUUAUGAUAUUCUCGUCCAACUGAAAGGCAUUAGCAAGAUAGGCACUGUCAAUGGGAGGUGCCGACUUGAAAGCAGCGUGCGCAACCGGAUUGUACCCUGGGUUCUGUCUGUUGAACACACUGAACGCAACUGUAUUACCAUCUUUCAACGCAUUUCUCUGAUAGUGAAGGAGUCCCAUAGACCAUAUUUUCGAGUGCAUCGCACAGGUUUAACACCAGCAUGUUUUACAUAUAUACACGAUAACAAUACCUCCGGGACCCAGGUCGAGUCGGGUGACGGUCAUGCCGAGUGCGUUUCUGCCCGGGAUUUGGGUGGUGUUGAGAGUGUUGAAGGCGGCCUUAUACGUGUUGUUGAUGUCGCCAGCUUUGCUCAACAAGUCGGAGAAGAAGUCCUUGGCUGUCGUUUGUUGGGGGUCCUUGCACGGAAAUGGAAGGUUGUCAUAUGCUUUUUCUCCUUUGCUGAAAUCUGCUACGCAAAUGUCCUGCGUUGGCGGGGCAUCAUAGGCAAAGGUGGGGAAGAUGAAAAUAUUGAUAAUGGGCAAGAGAAAGAAGAUACUGAUGAUGGACAUUGUNAGUGA